This is a messenger RNA of Temnothorax curvispinosus, 2045 nucleotides long. RefSeq names its product probable dolichyl pyrophosphate Glc1Man9GlcNAc2 alpha-1,3-glucosyltransferase (gene xit). The coding region runs from base 156 to 1781 and encodes 541 amino acids. The record is from RefSeq and is a predicted model, not a curated record. Lineage: Eukaryota; Metazoa; Arthropoda; Insecta; Hymenoptera; Formicidae. Gene Ontology annotation, biological process: protein N-linked glycosylation. Gene Ontology annotation, molecular function: dolichyl pyrophosphate Glc1Man9GlcNAc2 alpha-1,3-glucosyltransferase activity. The transcript is spliced from 7 exons. Gene Ontology annotation, cellular component: endoplasmic reticulum membrane.
UCACUGCGCGUCAUCGCAAUCGCACGCGAUAUCGCGCCGGCGAUAUUUUCGCCGAAUGUCUGUUCCCCGAGGCCGCUAUCGUAAUUGCGGAAUGCGUCGAAGCUUAUCGAGAUAUAGUUGACGUUAAUAAAUAGCAAGGUGCAAGUUGGAUUAACAUGUCCGUUGACGGGAAAGACAUUUUGACAGAAACUCAAGUGUACCGGGAUGGAAAAUCUUCCUCUUCAGCCUCCGUUCUUUGGAGAGCGGAUAGUAUACUGUUGAAGACUUUCCUUUUGGUCACCUGUAUUAAGAUCCUCCUAAUUCCUACUUAUCGUUCCACUGAUUUUGAGGUACACCGCAAUUGGCUAGCCAUCACAUACAGUUUACCUGUUAGAGAAUGGUACGUUAACGCCCGAUCUCCCUGGACUCUUGACUAUCCACCUCUGUUUGCGUGGUUUGAGUACUGCCUUAGCCAAGCGGCUGCGUUUUUCGAUCCAGAGAUGCUUAAAGUGGAGAAUUUGAAUUAUGCCUCAUCAGCCACGGUAUAUUUCCAGAGAGGCACCGUUAUAGUCGCUGAUCUGAUACUUGCUUAUGGAGUAAGAGAAAUGGGUAGGACAUUUUGCAAAUCUUUAAACAGCCACAUAGUUUUCAUAUUUUUAUCAUUAUGCAACAUAGGACUGCUGAUAGUUGAUCAUAUACAUUUCCAGUACAAUGGUUUUCUACUUGGCAUUCUGUUGCUCUCAACGGCAAACGUCUCGAAGAUUGGCAAGCAGGUGUCAGUAUUGCAAGGCGCUAUGUGGUUUGCUGUUUUACUCAACUUGAAACAUCUAUAUGUAUAUGUGGCACCAGCAUACACUGUCUGGCUAUUGAAAUCAUAUUGUUGGGACAGUAAAAAGUUCUUUAAACGGUUAUUUAGUCUUGGACUUAUCGUUUUGACCGUUCUAGCAGUAUCCUUUGGCCCAUUCAGAACUCAACUAUCGCAGGUAAUUUCCCGUUUAUUUCCGUUUAAAAGAGGUCUAGUACAUUCGUACUGGGCUGCAAAUGGUUGGGCUCUAUAUAUCGGCGCAGAGAAAGUGCUGUCUGUGAUAUGGAAACGCUUAGGAUGGUUGGAGGAUGUUAAAUCUGCAGUAAUGACGGGUGGCCUAGUGCAAGAGGAAAACUUUCUUAUAUUACCCACUCCAACUCCUAUCGUUACGUUUAUUCUGACUUUCGUAACAAUGCUCCCUGCAUUAUGGUGUCUGCUAUGUAAAAAGUCCUACAUGAACUCGAGACAUUUUGUUAGGUGCAUCGUACUGUGUGCAUUAAGUUCAUUCAUGUUUGGCUGGCAUGUGCACGAGAAAGCCAUACUAACCGCGAUUAUCCCUUUGUGCGUCCUCGCGACGAUAUAUGCAGAAGACGCACGCAUAUUCAUUAUUUUAAGCACUGCUGGACAGACUGCUCUUUUACCUCUGCUGUAUCCCGAUAAUUUGUCUUCACUGAAAUUAGUGUUAUUGCUGACAUACAUGCUUUCGUCGAUUUUAAUCCUGACUAAUCAGCACGGCGGGCCUCUGUUACGAUUACACGAAUGGCUGUACGUAAUACCGCUACCGUUAGUUACAAUCUACGAAGUGGUGCUGCAUAAAUUGUUACUUGGCGACAAACUGCCAUUCCUACCAUUAGCAUUUACCUCUGUAUAUUGUGCCAUUGGUGUAACUUAUUGUUGGAUAUUGUACUAUCACAUGUAUCUGCGGGAGAACGCACGUUCUACCAAUGAUGGAACAGUGGGAAGCAAACUGAGUCGCCAAAAAUUGAAGGAUAAGUAAUCCUAAGGAAUACAAAUUGCCAAAGACUUGUACAUAUCUUCCUGAGCAAAAUAAAGCUUUUGUAAAUUGUAUAAAACUAAUCGCCUACCUUAUUGUCUAGUAGAUAAUCACGCUGUUAUACGUGUACAUACUUGCCUGAUGAUUAUAAAAUACGUAUUAUACAAUUUAAUGUCAUUAUAGAGAUUUCUGAAAGUAGAAACUUAGGAAAGAAUUUUAAGAUUUAAAGAUAAUCUCUUCUACGUGACAUUCUUUGUCAACGUCAAA